This is a messenger RNA of Equus caballus (horse), 3618 nucleotides long. It is a transcript of the gene OAS2, whose product is annotated as 2'-5'-oligoadenylate synthetase 2. Gene Ontology annotation, biological process: negative regulation of viral genome replication; defense response to virus; regulation of ribonuclease activity. NCBI's taxonomy places the organism in Eukaryota, Metazoa, Chordata, Mammalia, Perissodactyla, Equidae. The record is from RefSeq and is marked provisional. Gene Ontology annotation, cellular component: cytosol; nucleoplasm; membrane. Gene Ontology annotation, molecular function: 2'-5'-oligoadenylate synthetase activity; double-stranded RNA binding.
GGAAGUCAGCUGAGGCGCUCUGAGUUUCGGUUUCCCGCUCCAGGCACAGGAGUUUCUCUUUCUCCUCCUCCUCCUGCUCUGCCAUUAGCUGUGACCCCAGCAGCCAGCAGGCGCGAUGGGAAACUGGGAGUCCCAUCUGUACGAAGUGUCUGCUCGGAAACUGGAUGAGUUUAUCCAGGAGUCCCUGCUGCCCUAUAAAGAAUGUGAGACACGGAUCGACUGGACGGUGACCGGCAUCUGCGCCGCCCUGCAGAGAGCCGAGCAGCUCACCCUGGAGAAAUGGGUGGCCCAGGGUGGCUCCUAUGGACGGAAAACAGUCUUACGGGGCAACUCCGAUGGUACCCUCGUCGUCUUCGUCAGUCACUUUGAAAAAUUCCAGGAUCAGAAGAGAAGCCAACAGGAAAUCCUCAACAAAAUCUGCAGGUGCCUGGAAGCUUAUCAGUCCACAGACCUGGUAGCCAAGAUAGAGAUCCAGAGGCCCAACGGUGGGCUCAUCAUCAAGGUGUUCACAAGAUGGCAAAGCGUCAGUUUUGCGGUGCUGCCUGCCUUCAAUGCUCUGGGCUUGAGAGAGCAUCCCAGCUCCUGGACCUACCGAGAACUCAAAAGAUCAUUGGAUAUGACAAAAGCCAGCCCCGGCGAGUUCUCAGUCUGCUUCACAGAGCUCCAGCAGAAGUUUUUCAACAACCGUCCCAGAAAACUGAAGGAUUUGAUCCUCUUGGUAAAGCAUUGGUAUGAGAAGUAUGUGAAAAAGGAGGGGGAAUCGUCCCUGCUUCCCCUGUACGCUUUGGAGCUGCUUACCGUCUACGCCUGGGAACAGGGGUGCGGAGAAGAAGACUUCGAUACAGCUCAAGGCAUCAGGACUGUUCUGGAGCUGAUCAGGCAGCAGGAGAAGCUGUGCAUCUAUUGGACGGUCAACUACAACUUUGAGGAUGACACUGUCCGGAACAUGCUGCUGAGCCAGCUCCGAUCGUCCAGGCCAGUAAUAUUGGAUCCAACUGACCCAACCAAUAACGUGAGCAGAGAUAAGAUGUGCUGGCAAGUGCUGAAAGUAGCGGCUGAAAGCUGGUUGUCGUCUCCCGGCCUGAGAGAGUCACAUGGGCCAACCUGGAAUGUUCUGCCAGCGCCACUCUACGUGACCCCAGGCCAUCUUCUAGAUACAUUCAUCAUGGACUUUCUCCAGCCCAACAAAGUUUUCCUAGAUCAAGUCAAGAAAGCUGUCAACAUCAUCUGUAUAUUCCUUAAAGAAAAAUGCUUUCAACAUUCACCUACAAAAGUUCAGAAGGUUGUCAAGGGAGGGUCGACCGCCAAAGGCACAGCUCUGAAGAGCGGCUCUGAUGCCGACAUCAUCGUCUUCCUUAGCUCGCUUAACAACUACACCUCCCAGAAAACGGAAAGAUGGAGAAUCAUCAAGGAAAUCCGUAAACAGCUGGAAGCCUGUCAGCGGGAGAAGGAGUUUGAAGUGAAGUUUGAGAUUUCAGAGCGGAAGGCUCCCAGAGUGCUGAGCUUCUCUCUGAAAUCCAGAGAGCUCAACGAAAGUAUUGACUUUGAUGUGCUGCCUGCCUUUAAUGCGUUAGGUCAACUGAAUUCUGGCUCUGCACCCAGCCCCAGGGUCUACGCUGAGCUCAUCCAGCUGUAUAAAUCCUCGGACGCCCUCGGGGGAGAGUUCUCCACCUGUUUCACAGAGCUGCAGCGCAAUUUUGUUGACUCCCGGCCCACGAAAGUGAAGAGUUUAAUCCGCCUGGUGAAGCACUGGUACAAACAGUGUGAAAGGAAACUCAAGAAAAAGGGGUCCCUGCCCCCCAAGUACGCCUUGGAGCUCCUCACCAUCUAUGCCUGGGAGCGUGGGAGCGGGGCGACGCAGUUCGACACGGCAGAAGGUUUCCUGACGGUGCUGGAUUUGGUCACAAAAUAUCAGCAGCUCUGCGUCUUCUGGACCAUCAAUUACAGCUUCGAGGAUGAGACCAUAAGGAACUUCCUCCUGACCCAGAUGCAGAGAACCAGGCCCGUGAUCUUGGACCCAGCCGAACCCACUGGUGAUGUGGGCGGAGGCGACCGUUGGUGUUGGCAUCUUCUAGCAAAAGAAGCUACGGAAUGGAUGUCCUCCCUCUGCUUCCAAGACGGCAGUGCACACCCCGUACAAAAGUGGGAAGUGCCCGUAAGAAUAAUCUAAAAGAAAUGUCAUCCGGAGUGUGCCCUGCGACAGACUUAAACCAAAGAGCUUCUCCUGCUGUAGUUUCCACUUGGAAUUCAUUCAGCCACAAAUAACAGAAAACCCGACUCAGGAGCGUACACUUACACAAUUGGUUUUUUCUGCCCAUUACGAGAAAUCCUAAGGCAGGCAAACCAGGACUCACCCAGCAGCUCCAUCGAGCUUUCUCCAUCCGCCACUGCACUAUUGGCAUUUGGGGCCAGACACUUCUUUGUAAUGGGGGCUGUCCUGGGCAGCCUCCCUGGCAUCUAGCAUCCCCACUAGAUGCCAGCAGCACCCCUCACCCAGUAUGACAAUCAAAACAGCAGGUCUAGACACUACAAAGUGUCCCUUGGGGACACACUCAUCCCCAGCUCUUUCUGGCUGCACCCUCUUUAGGUAUUGAUUUUAGUCCUUAUGGCACCGAAAGUGGCUACUGCUGCUCCAGGCGGGGUUCGGGGUCCAGGCAAGAAGAACAGGGAGGAGGGAGGCACCUAUGAGAAGCCUCAUCCAGCAAAUUCUCUUACAUUUCAUUGCCCAGAACACUCACAUGGCUACCCGCAACAUAAAAGUGGCUCCAAAAAGGGGGGUGAAGACAACUGUGGAUGAGGGUUGGUGAGCCAACCGAGUGCCUGCCACACCUGUGCACGGCUCCACCUCCCACCAAGAGACCUGCCCCCAGGUCUGCUUGUUCUCCGCCAGGUUCUUUCUCGAGGCUCUUUCAAAGCAGAGUUCUCAGCCUCAGCAACUAUUGACAUUUGGGGCCAGAUAAUCCUUUGUUGUGGGGGGCUGUUGAGCAGCAUCUCAAGUCUCUACUCACUAGAUGCCCCCUCCCAGUUGUGACAAUUAAAACUGCCUCAAGACUGCCUCAUGUCCUAUGGGGAGCAAAAUUGCCCCCAAAUGAGAACUGCUUUAGAGGAACACCCCACCCCCACUCUGGGGUCAGCUUUAGUUACCAGGAUCUACACUGUCAGCAAGCACCCAAAAAUUGUCCCCCUGGUAAUAGUGACCCUCUCAGAUACAGUUCUUCCUUUUUUUUCUGACUCUUUUAACCAAUGGUUGUAACUGCUUGGGAUAUGUAUUCUCGCACAUAUAUUUCUUUCUUUCUAGACAGUGCAGACGCCAGGAAGUUGUGGAGCGGGGGUGCAUCCUAUUGUCAAUGAGAUGUUCUCACUCCGAAGUCAUAGAAUCCUGGCAUACCAAUGCUAGAAGAAGCUUCUAGAGGUCAUCUGGCAACUGCUUUUAAAGAAUCCGUUCACUAUAUAAAAGACUAACCAGAUCCAUUCUUCCAUUGACGGUCCCCACGGCUCCCUCCCUUGUUUCUUCAACCCCUCUUGAAAUCAAGACCGCCAAGUUCUUUUUGUAAAGUCUCGCCUUGCUGAGCUCUCACUCCGUGAGUGUACCUUAAUUAAAAAGAGUUGCUUUCAUCC